CUCCUGGAGCCUGUUUGCCACCAGCUCUUUGAACUUUAUCGUAGUUCUGAAGUUCGGCUUAAGAGAUUCACACUGCAGUUUUUGCCAGAGUUGAUCUGGGUAUAUCUGCGUCUUACUGCCAGCAGGGAUAGGCAGAGUAAUGGCUGCAUUGAAGCAUUGCUGCUUGGCAUUUACAACUUGGAAAUUGCUGACAAAGAUGGAAACAACAAAGUUUUAUCAUUUACCAUCCCUUCAUUAUCUAAACCCUCAAUAUAUCAUGAGCCCUCUACUAUUGGAUCCAUGGCUUUAACGGAAGGAGCUCUAUGUCAGCAUGAUCUCAUCAGGGUAGUGUACAGUGAUCUUCAUCCUCAAAGAGAAACCUUCACAGCACAGAACCGGUUUGAGGUGCUGAGCUUUCUUAUGCUGUGCUACAAUUCUGCUAUUGUUUAUAUGCCUGCCUCUUCUUACCAAUCACUUUGUAGGAUGGGUUCCAGGCUGUGUGUGAGUGGAUUUCCACGGCAGAAUGAGAAACGCUGGAAAGAACACUGUGGUAGAGUGGUGUUAGAUCCUGACUUCAUGGUGCAGCUGCUUACAGGUGUCUAUUAUGCCAUAUAUAAUGGCCAGUGGGAUCUUGGACAGGAGGUAUUGGAGGACAUAAUUUACAGAGCACAGCUUGAACUCUACUCACAGCCUCUGUUGGUUGCAAAUGCCAUGAAGAACUCGCUACCCUUUGAUGCUCCUGAUGCUUCACAAGAAGGCCAGAAGGUACUGAAAGUAGAAGUUACUCCAACAGUGCCGAGGAUUUCUCGGACUGCUAUUACAACAGCUUCUAUCCGUCGUCAUCGCUGGAGGAGAGAAGAUGCUGAAGGUGUAAAUGGAAGGCAGGAAUCUGUGAACCUUAAUGAUGCUGAUGAAGGAUUUUCAUCAGGAGCUUCCCUCAGCAGCCAGCCGGUUGGGACCAAACCUCUAGCAUCUGUAUCCCAGAAGGGCAGCUUAAAGAAAACAGCAAGUGGGCGUUCUGCUAAGGAUAAAGAAACCUCUUCUGCAGCAAAAUCCAAUGAGAGCCCUCGCGAUUCAGUAGCUCGGAAGCAGUACGUGCACCAAUCCACUGACCUUGGUGCAGAUAUAAUUGAGAUGACACCUACUAAGAAACAUCUCAGUCUGCCUGCUGGGCAGGUGGUGCCAAAAGCCAACAGUUUGAGCCUGAUCAGGACCGCCAGUGCUUCCUCCAGUAAAUCGUUUGACUAUGUGAAUGGCAGUCAAGCAGGCUCCAGUGUUGGAGCUGGUACAGAGGGUGUUACCAAUCUGGCAGCUGGCAACACCAAUCGGUUUUCAACUAUCAGCCUACAGGAGGACCGACUAGGCCAAGCUGGGGAAGGUAAAGAUCUCCUUCCCCCAGGAGCUCCCCUAACCAAGCAGUCUCGAUCUCCAAGUUUCAAUAUGCAGCUGAUAUCCCAGGUGUAACUUUGACUCCCUUCCUUAGGACUCCCUCUUUCCCCUUAAUCCCCAGGCAAGUUCAUCCUUAGGCAAAACAUGAACCGUCAUCCCGCAGUGUGAAAAUACUGACUGUUGUGAUCUUGUUUGAUUUGGUUUAGCUAUCAUACUGUAUUACUGAAACAGCAAUAAUUCUUCCCUCACCUUCAUUCCCCCCGCCCCCUUGUAAACAUGGUUGUGAAGCAGUAUAUAAUGUACUGUAUGCCUUUUUCCACGCCUUCCUUUCUCCUUGGGUGAUGUGCAAUCCAUCGUAGGCUGAUCAGUCCCAUUUCAACACUGUGAGACUGGAGACACCGGCGGAAAUGGUGAAUGUGAUCCCUAUGAGAUGAUGCUUUGGCUUUGUUAAGAAACGGGUUUGUUUUCUCGGUCUACAGUACUGCAAAGACUACUGGAUCAUGACUUUUCUCAGAACCAGGAGUGCCUCAGAGAUUCUAGUAUGACUUUGGACCUCUCUGAGUCUGUGCAAUCAGUUCUGGGGAGGGGAUUGUCAUUGCUGCUCCUGGCUGCCUACAGCACUUUUUUCAUUAAAAUGAGGGUAGUUUUUUCUUGCC
Eurypyga helias (sunbittern) is the source of this 2024-nucleotide messenger RNA. RefSeq names its product family with sequence similarity 126, member B (gene HYCC2). The record is from RefSeq and is a predicted model, not a curated record. Gene Ontology annotation, cellular component: plasma membrane. Lineage: Eukaryota; Metazoa; Chordata; Aves; Eurypygiformes; Eurypygidae. Gene Ontology annotation, biological process: phosphatidylinositol phosphate biosynthetic process; protein localization to plasma membrane. The annotation marks the transcript as partial. The transcript is spliced from 8 exons.